AUGCAACAACUAAACGAAGAAGAACCUGCGGAGAAUUUUAAAGAUUUGAUGGAGACUUCUUCCACUCCUCCAUUAGACAGAGAAGUAACAACCAAUGAAACAGUAAUAGAAUCUACAGGAGUAGGAGAUGCAGGAGAUGAAAAACCAAUUGGAAAUGCAAAAAGAUGGUGGAGAAAGGCAGCAACGAUUCCGAUUUUAAAACAUUUUGUCUUGUUUUUGCAAACAUAUGGUACCUUGUUUUUAUUUAAUCAUGCGUAUCGGUCGUUGUUUUUUAUGAAUUUAAUUUCUGGUAUUGGAAAUUUCUUUUCAGAGAUUGCAAUUGUUAGUUUAAUUGAAGGUGGAAUGCAUAAUUCGACGAUAUCUAAUUCAACACUUUCGAAUUCGACAAAUUUGGUGAAUAGGACGAGUAUUGAUUUUGGUUUUCACUCAACCAGCUUUUUAACAAGAUUAUUAGUGACCAGUAAUGAUGCAAUUUACAAAAUUACUCAAGAAUAUGAUGUUCCUUCAGCUGCCGAAUCUGAAGCUUCAGGAAGUGCUGUUUCUGGAAUUUUUAUUUCACUUCUUUUACCUGCAGUCAUUUUAAUGCCAAUUACUGGAAUUGUGGCUGACAUGUUUGAUAGAAGAAAAAUUCUUUUGAUUAGUGAUAUUUUAAGAGGAUUUAUUGUUUUACUGUUUUUGGUAGCUUAUUUUAUAGGAGUUGACCAAGUACAAUGGUUAGUCUAUCUAACAAUUGUAUUGCAAUAUUCGUGUGGCAGCUUUUUUGAACCUUCUCGUGAAGCACUCGUCCCAUUAGUGGUCAAACAGGAAGAUUUACCAAUUGCCAAUGCAUUGGAUUCAUUGUGCUGGCUUGCUGUUAGUUUCUUGGGAAGUUCAGUUGGUGGAAUUGUUGUUGCAUUGCUUGGUGUUGUUGUGAAUUUUGCAUUUGAUAGUUUUUCAUUCUUCUUAUCUGGAUUUUUCUGUGUUCUCCUUUUCAAGUAUAAACAUUUGGGAAUAAGUGGAAUUGAGGAAAGAAGAAGACAAGAAUUGAAAGAAUUGAAAAAGAAGGAACAAGAAUUGAAUAAUACUGAAUCAAUAACUUCAAAUAAUCAACAAGAAGUAACUGGAGAUUUGGUCAUUCACUCAAGUGAAGCCAAUUUGGAAGAUGAUGAAAAGGUCAAUAGAAAGAAAGAAAAGAAGGAGGAAAAGAAGAAUAUGCUUGAAGAGGAUCAAUCACCUUCCGUCAUUGAAACAAAACCAGUCUCUGAGAACUUUCUAGUUCUCUUCUUCAAGGCCAUCAAGAAUCAUCUUGUAGAGUUAGUGAGAGGUGUUGUUUUCUUCUCUAAGAAUCCACUCAUUUUCACAUCAACUAUUGUGAAGGGAAGUGGUGCAUUCUUUUGGUUCAGUUGUGAGCUCAUUCUCAUCAGAUUGAGUUAUGGAUUAUUCGCAGGAGAUAAUAAGAAAAUGGGCGGCUUGUACAUGGGUAUUGCAAAGUGUUUCUCUGGAAUAGGAUCAGGAGUUGCUCCAGUAAUUUUGGAACGUCUCCUUCCUAAAAAGUAUUCCACUAGAACUCUGAGAGGUAUUCUGACCUGUGCCUCUUUUGGAUUUCCAAUCUGUUUCACAUGCUACUAUUUUUCAAUCUUAUUAGCCAAUGAUCCAUCCACAAGAGAUUUAGGAUUUGCAGGUGUUUGUCUAUCUUCACUAAUUUUGGGAACAUCUGGAGGAACCUUGUGGAGUUUCUCCAUUACUCACCUCCAAAUGGUUUGUCCAAAUGAUUAUUUGGGAAGAGCUUUUGCUAUUGAUCUUGGAUUCUUCUUGAAUAUGGCUGGAAUUACUUCAAUAGUAUUGUAUGGAACUAUUUUGGAUGAUAUUUUCAAAUUUGAGCCAGCUCAUAUGGCACUAUUCGAAUUGGGAUCAAGUUUAGUUUUAUGUGCAUUGUUUUCUCUUUGGUUCUUUAUCUUUAGAAAGAAUGUAGUGACGAGAGAAGAUCACUUGGCAUCGAAUAAACAAGAUGAGGAAGUACAUAAUCCUUAGAAUAGGAUUUUUGAAUUUCAACCGCAUAUUUUCUUAAUUUCAUUUCCUGAUAAUAUUAAUAUUCACAUUAAUAACAAGUUUUUAAGGUUUUUAAAUUUUGGCUACACAAUUUCGAAUGAGGCAGAUUACAAAAAUUAUUCACUAUUUGCAACAAACACAAACUACACACAGUUAAUAAUAAAUUAUUUACUCUGGAUCU
This is a messenger RNA of Naegleria gruberi, 2209 nucleotides long. RefSeq lists its product as uncharacterized. Gene Ontology annotation, biological process: transmembrane transport. Gene Ontology annotation, molecular function: transmembrane transporter activity. The transcript is spliced from 3 exons. NCBI's taxonomy places the organism in Eukaryota, Heterolobosea, Eutetramitea, Acrasida, Naegleriidae. The record is from RefSeq and is a predicted model, not a curated record. Bases 1 to 2010 code for a protein of 669 amino acids.